CGGUGCUGGUGUAGCCUCGGCCUUAUUCAUCUCCGGAUUCCUCCGACUUUAAAAGGGUUGGAGUAUCAUAUAAGAGCGAGUUUCGUAAAAAUGAUAACAUGGAUUCAGCGUUCGCCUUCUCUGUUCGGCUUAAUUACUAGUUGUAGAGUGUUAUUUGUUUCUGAUGGCUUGGAUAAAUGAAUUCUGUGACCGGUUAUUGGGUUUUGAAGAAUAAAUUUUUCGUUUCGAACUUUUUAUUACGUUCUUUGUGAUGCAGAUCGUGGGCACUGAAGAGUGGUGUGGCCUGGUGCCGGGCAUGCCUGCUCUCGGGCCACCAUCCAGCCACCACCAGCGGUUAUGGUAGGGACAGGGCGUGUGGCAGCAGCAUCAGCGGCCGCCUGGCUGUGGCUGGUGGCCCUGGUGGGCGCUGCGGGCCUGCGGGGACCCGGCCCUGGUCCCGGCUCCGGCCCGCUCCUGGCGCAGUACCCUCGCGCAGGCGAGCCACAGCUGCGUCUCUCCCACAUGGCCAUCGAUUACAAGACGCGCAGGAUAUACGUGGCUGGCGUGAACGUGCUCCUUCAGCUCGACACUAACCUCAAUCUGGAACACUUUGUGGUCACGGGACCUAAGAAUGAUAGUCCUUUAUGCCACCCGAAGGGAUGCAACGAUCCUGAGAUCCCUUUGUCGCUCAUGGACAACUACAAUAAGGUGUUGCUGGUGGAGCCAGAGUCUCGAGCGCUUAUAUCGUGCGGGUCGUUGUACCAAGGCGCCUGUCAUCGGUACAGACUGGGGAACAUCAGUGCGGACGCUAGGUUCAUCCCUAUCAGCAUCGCUGCGAACGACGCCAACGCAUCCACUUAUGCUUUCAUCGGACCGAAAAGUUACAACCCUUGGGGUCGGCCAAACGUUCUUUACGUCGGAACUACGUUCACCAACAACGGGGAAUAUCGCCACGACGUCCCUGCGAUCUCCAGUAGGGACUUGGAUUCGUUAGACUUUGCGGAAUAUUCGUUUAGUAAACAGUCGUUGCUCAGUAUCGACGUGAAAUAUAGGGACCACUUCAUCGUGCAGUAUAUUUACGGUUUCAAUGCCAGUGACUACGCUUAUUUCGUGAUCGUGCAGAAGCAGUCGCAUUUGCCAGGCCAAGAAGAGCAAGGCUACGUCUCCAGACUAGCAAGGACCUGCAUCAACGAUCCUAACUAUGAUAGCUAUACGGAAGUAACGCUGCAAUGCGUCGAUGCAGAUCGGAAGUAUAAUUUAGUUCAGGACGCCAAAAUAACAGCUGCAGGAGCUGAACUAGCGGCCGCUAUGGGAAUUGAAGUAGCUUCACCUGUCUUGGUUGCUGUUUUUAGACCAGCAAGAGGUAUCACGAACGAACCUCAGAACCAUUCAGCUCUCUGCAUCUACUCUCUUCGAGACAUAGAAAACAAGUUCAUCGAAAACAUCCAUAUGUGUUUCAAUGGGAGCGUGAAAUAUCGAAAUAUGGGUUAUAUAUCUGGACCCGUCCUGGACGGUAAAUGUCCUGCAAGUGGUUCGGCUGGGAAUAUUCCGAAUUUUUGUGGUGAUGUAGGUUUGAAAAUUAGUGGCGUUACACCAAUAACAACAACUGCGGCGUUGACUUUCACUAAUGUGUCGUUAUCGGCGAUUGCUACUGCGUCCACUGGUCGACACGUAUUGGCGUUUUUGGGUACUACCGAUGGUUACAUCAAGAAAGUUCUUUUGAAUGGCCCAUCUCCACCAGAAUAUGAACAAGUUUUGGUUGAUCCGGGAAACCCUAUUCUUCCGGAUACUACUCUUUCACCUACUGGAGAUUACCUCUAUGUUCUAUCAGGAUCAAAGGUUUCAAAAAUAAAUGUAGAACAUUGUAGCACUUACACAAAUUGUUCUACAUGUUUGGAGUCAAAGGAUCCGUAUUGUGGUUGGUGUUCCUUAGAGAAAAGGUGCACUGUUCGUAGUGCUUGUCAGAAAGCUUCGCACAGCGCUCCAAGAUGGCUGUCUUUAGGCACAGGUCAGCAAUGCAUCGACUUCGAGCAGGUCCUUCCAGAGAGAAUACCCAUCAACCAGAUGACCACAGUGCGCCUCACCAUUAGAACUUUACCAGAACUGCCGUACGGUGCUAAGUACAAGUGUGUUUUUGGCUCUUCUGAUCCCAUCGAUGCUCAAGUAACGGAGUUCGGACUGAGUUGUCCCACUCCAGAUGUGUCCAGAAGGCCGAAGAUUCCUCCCAAGAUGGACCACAUUCUUGUUCCUCUCAGUGUGAGGUCGUCGGAAACGAAUAAGGACUUUGUGUCCAGGAACUUUGCGUACUACGAUUGUGGGAGGCACGCCACGUGUGGGGAGUGCGUCAGGUCCAAAUGGGCUUGUAAUUGGUGUGUUUAUGAGAAUAAGUGUACUGAUAACGCAUCUGUUUGUCAAAGGAAUAUCAUCAGUGGAGAAAAUAAUCCGGUGGCUUUACCCAAUCACGGUUACGCAUACUGUCCCCAGUUCAAAAAACGGGAUGUGAUCUUACUGCCAAAUAACGUUCUAAAAGAUAUCGUUUUCGAAGUGAAGAAUCUUCCUCAUCCUCAGGCGGGCCAUAUCGGCUUCCAAUGUAUAGUAGUCAUAGAGGGUGCCACAAUGUUAGUUCCUGCAAGAGUAGAUAAUGAAAAAUAUAUCGUUUGUGAUAAAACAACCUAUUCCUAUGAAGCUAAUGAAGGUGAACACGAAGCUAGCGUUAGAGUAGUUUGGAACAGAAAUCAUCAUAUAGAUUCAAUAAACGUGAUACUGUAUAAAUGUGAUAUCUUAGGAUCGCACAGGGAGCAUGCCGAUUGUUCUUUGUGCGUCACAAGGAACUCCAAAUACAACUGUACUUGGUGUGGCAACUCAUGUCAAUAUUUCGAGACUUGUAUGCAUGUUCCUCAUAUAGAAUGUCCCAGGCCCAGGAUUGAUAUAAUCAAACCUUUGAGUGGUCCUAUCGAAGGCGGCACUCUAUUAACAAUAGAAGGGAGUAAUUUAGGUUUAAAACAAGAAGAUGUGCAGGGGAAAAUUAGAAUAGGGGAUGUCCCGUGUAAAUUAGUAAAUUACGAAGUGUCAGUUCGCAUUCAGUGUGUCACAGGCCCUUCCAGGAGAGAGCAUACAGCUCCGAUAGUUGUUGGGAACGAAGCAGGAUAUACCGAAUCAUCCGUAGAGUUCAGUUAUCAGGAUAUCAGGUUAACAGGAAUUUAUCCAGCUAUGGGUCCUCAAAGUGGAGGGACUUUGCUAGCUAUCAGUGGAAAAUAUCUAAACAUCGGCUCAGAAAUAACGGCUUAUUUAGACGAUAAUAUAUGCGCAGUUAACUUGACUCAAGCCUCCAGUGGUAGACUGACUUGUAUAACAUCCAAAGCCCAGAGUGCAGCUAAUAUAUACAAGCUCACGCUGAGUAUAGAUGGUGCGAAUCGUACUUUAGAAGGAAACCCUUUCAAUUACACUCAAGACCCUACAAUUAUGGAGAUAAAACCUCUGAACAGUUUUGUAUCUGGUGGCAAAAUGAUUUUUGUCCACGGUACAAAUUUGGACAGCAUACAAAAACCAGAAAUGGAGGUUUAUUCUUAUCACGAACCUAACGUUCCUAUUAAUAGUACUGUUUGUACUGUUUUGAGCUCAACACAGAUGGAGUGCCCUAGUCCAGCGGUUAAUAGAAUAUUCGAAAGUUACAAUAGCAAGUCUAAGAGGUCUUUAAGAAAACCUGAGGCCAUAAAAAUGAAGGAGCCAAAGUUAUCACUGAAAAUAGGCUUCGUCAUGGACAAUGUCCAGUCAGUCCGAAACUUGGAGAAACAUUUUCCAAACUUGAGGUCGUCCAUUUUAUACGUAGAAGAUCCGAUUUUUAUUGAAUUUCCUAAUCAGAUUAAGUUAUAUAAAGGUGAUACUUUGGUUAUUGAGGGAGAGAACUUGAACGCUGCUAGUGACGAGGCAGACGUGGUGGUCACUAUUGGUACUAAACCGUGCAAUGUAACUAGUCUUGCUAUGUCGCAGUUGGUAUGUUCACCUCCAGAACUUCAACCAAGUGAUACUGACGAAGAUGGGAUAAAGACUGAUAUGAACCUUCCAUUGGUUGUUGUAAGGGUAGGAAAAAGCUUAAGGUUCCCCAUAGGAUAUUUGAAGUAUGACCUGUACAAAACCCUGGCAUUUCCACCCGAAGCGAUAAUUCUGAUAGCCGUCGGUGUUAUUUUGUUCGCGUUUUUCUCUGUCGCCGUUGUGGUCGUCUAUCGGAGGAAAUCGACUCAAGCAGAACGGGAAUAUAAACGGAUCCAGAUCCAAAUGGACACGCUGGAGAGCAACGUUAGGUCUGAAUGCAAAUUAGCUUUCUUUUCAGCUUUCGCAGAGCUCCAAACCGACAUGACGGACCUGACAGCUGAUUUGGAAAAUUCUGGAAUUCCUACUCUGGAUCACACCACAUACAUUAUGAAGGUUUUCUUUCCAGGGGUUAGCGAUCAUCCAAUCCUAAAUGCGCUUAAGGUACGACUGAAUGGUCCCAAAACCAAUUACGAUGCAGCCAUGUUACAGUUUGAACAAUUAAUAAAUAAUAAGUAUUUUAUUUUAACGUUUAUAGAUAUAUUAGAAAACCAGAAGUCCUUUAAUAUUAGGAAUAAGGUAAAUGUAGCGUCACUAUUAAUGGUUGUUUUAAUGGACAAAAUGGAAUAUGCUACAGAUAUUUUAAAGUGUUUGUUACUGCGAUUAAUAGAUAAGUCUGUAAAUACGAAAUAUCCUCAGUUGAUGUUAAGACGGACGGAGAGCGUAGUAGAAAAAAUGUUAACUAAUUGGAUGGCCUUAUGCAUGUACCAUUAUUUAAAAGAGUACGCAGGUUCCUCGUUGUUUUUGUUAUUCAAAGCCAUUAAACAUCAAAUUGAAAAGGGUCUUGUCGACGCCAUCACUCACGAUGCGAGGUAUUCUCUGUCAGAAGAAAGGCUGCUAAGAGAAAAUGUCGAACACAGUACAGUGACUCUUCAUAUCGUUCAGGACGAUUUAGAUGAAAAAAUCCAAUGCAAAGUGUUAGACUGUGAUACUGUCAGUCAAGUCAAAUCAAAAAUCUUAGAUGCUCUGUUCAAAAACACUCCGUUUUCGUUAAGGCCAUCCAUCCAUGAAGUUGAUUUAGUUUUAAUAUUUCCGUCAGAGUGGAGGCAUGGAAGGGGUGGUCAUCUAACUCUCCAGGAUGAAGACCUCACAACCAAAACUAUCGGAGGCUGGAAGAAACUGAAUACUUUGGCACAUUACGGAGUGAAGGAGAGUGCUGUUAUGUCGUUAAUUUCGCGACAAAACGACAGUUUUAACAACUGUAAACAGCCGUGCCAUACCUGUGUGUCUGGCAUGUACUUAAACAACUCCCAGACACCUAUUUUUGCUCAUACCAACGGAGAUGUCGAAGCACCAAAUCAUCCGAGGGUGUUUCAUUUAAUAAAACCUGUAGAAGACCACCAGUUUCCCAACAACAAAAUUUUAGAACGGACUCACAAAGCCAUACCGGAAAUAUUCCUCACCAGGCUUCUUUCAACCAAAGGCACUAUCCAGAAAUUCGUUGACGAUUUCUUCAUGACGAUUUUAACUGUCAAUGAAGCCCUACCGCCAGCUGUUAAGUGGUUGUUUGACCUGCUAGACGAGGCAGCGAGAAAAUACGGAAUUCAAGACCCUGAAGUAGUUUACGCGUGGAAAUCAAACAGUCUUCCAUUAAGGUUUUGGGUGAACUUUAUCAAAAACCCCGAUUUUAUUUUUGACAUCAACAAGACCAACACUUUGGACUCCUGUCUGUCAGUUAUAGCUCAAACUUUUAUGGACGCUUGUUCCACGACAGAGCAUCGCCUUGGAAAGGAUUCACCUUCAAACAAAUUACUUUUUGCCAAGGAUAUCCCGAGGUAUAGAGAUAUGGUAGCUCAGUUUUAUUCAGAUGUAGCUAUGCUGCCUGUUAUAACCGACCAAGAAAUGGGCUCUGCAAUGCAACAACUGUCAGCUCAACAGGCUGAGGAAUUCGACACUAUGGCUGCUCUAAAAGAACUCUACAUGUACGUCACGAAAUAUCGGGAUCCUUUACUGGAAGCAUUGUCAACAGAUCCGGUUUGCUGGAGAUUGAACCUGGCUCAGAAGCUGGAUAGUGUAGCCUAUACACUUGGAGGCGAGGAAACAUCUGGCUGCUGACCACAUGAGUCACCUGAUCCGCUGCUGCCUCUACAUUUGGCGCCCUGAUAGCACUUUCGACACACACAUGCUUUUGUUGACAGCGACAGUACUUUCUACUCUAGCGACUUAGUUAUAGUCGUAGCAGUCCUUAACCAUAAAACAUUUAAACGCGUUUCGAUUCUAUAGUAGUUUAAGAAAUCAGCGUUUAUUUUAGAUCAAUUGAUUAUAGUUAUAUUUCACGCUCUACAGGGAAGCAUAUGUGACUUUUCUUUAUAAUUAGCUAAUUUGUCUUUAUUGAAUAAAGUUUUUUUUAAAAUACAUUUAAUGACAUUACGGAAGCGAGGGGUGGUGACCACAUGAGUCUCCUGUUCUCCUAAAGAUUACCUUAAAAAAAAUUGUGUUGUGUUUGGUACAUUUUCCAUAUAUUUGACCUGGCGCAUUCGCCAUUUCGGUAAAUAAAAGUGAUUAAUAUGAGGUACCUAUUUUAUAAAUUAAACAAAAAAAAGUCACAUAAUGCUCUUGUCUUUCGAACGUCUUACAAAAAUCUGAAACGCAGUUUUUUUAUGUAGUCAAUGACAAGCUCAGGUUUAUCACAGAUUUGUUUUAAUCGUUCCAAAUUUUUAAAGAAAGAUAAUAAUAGUGUCGGUGUUAAGGGAAAAUAUAAUUUUGUUUUAUUUUAAUUUGAUUUGUACAGUAAAGGGUAUAAGGUUUUUGUUUGCCCUAUUCAGAAAAAAUUUAUAACAUUAUAUGGGGUCUUAUAUUUUUAGCAAAGUAUUAAAUUAAAGCGCAUGGUUAUUUUUUGACGCUCUCUAUAUAUUCCGUCCAUUUUGCUUUACAGACAGUAAAGUGUUAGAAUUCUCUUAAAUAAGAAUAUAUAACAUCACUCACUUUCAAUCAUCAAAUUUGUAAAACUUACCCUUUAUCACGAUCACCCAGAUAUUUUAUUGCUAUAUAGUGUAAAAACGAUGUCAUUGACUGUAUAUACUUCAAAUUUUGACUAUAUUAGAUGUAAUUAUACCCUAAGCUGUACUUUGUUGUUUGUCAUGCCUGUCUAAAAGGAUAUAUGUAUUUCAGGAUACUGAGUCAAGUGAACCGAAACUAAACAUAAGAACGUAGUAAAGCAAAGAACAAAACAGAAAAUACAGUAAAAUAUUGCAGAAUUAUAAAAAUAAUAUGUUUUACAGUCAUUUUGCAGCUUCUAAUAUACAAGUUGCUUUCAUCGAGGUUGUUCUUUGCUUGAGUACGUUUUACGUGAGGUUUGCUCGCUGGGCUCGGUGCAAUUAGUAAACUCCCUCUGUUGACAAAAAAUUGGCACGUGUGUGCGGUCGAGCGCGUGUUAUUUUCUGUGAUAUGGCGCAUGGUCAGGUGACUGUCUAUUGGAUGCGUACUUACCCUCCAGCGGUCACUAGUUUCCUUCCUGAGUGCCUCGCUAUGCUGAUGGGACGUGACUUGGACAGUGUUUUUUGCGCAACUAGAAUGAAGUGUAUGCCACUGAUUAUAAUAGCGCACUUUUGUUCGGUCCGGUUAGCCUAGUUUUUAAGUAGAUAUUAUAGACAUUGAUUCUAUACUGGACGUCUGCUGGCACCACCCAAAUACCCCCCAUUCUGUCUUGGAUCUUAAUAGAUAUUUAUUCCAUACACUAAUAGAAGUAAUAGUUAUUUCAGAAACUACUAUUUUAUUUUCAGAAAUUUUUUAUGUUUUAUCACCAUAAAGAGAGGAAAGCUUAUUUGGGUAGUGAAAAAUGACAACCAAUAUAUACGUGUAUCUGACUGAUGUUUGAAUUCACAUUUAGUCGUACUUUUUUAAUGUUAUUUCGACAGUUUCUCCGCAGUAUUAGCAUCAAAUGAGUGUCUAAAUCACAUGCAAUUGCUGAAUAUAUAACAUAGUAAGGAAACUGUUGUGGAAAAAUGUCAAUUUCUAUGUAAAAAUAUACUCUAUCAAGUUAUAAAUAUUUAUGCAUUUUUAGUUUAAUUUCUGAAUUGAUUUUUAUCAUAUUAUUCUCUAAGUAAUUGCAUGUGAAACUAUGCAUUCAAAGAAUAUUUAUAUAAACAGGCGCUUUUUGUCACUACUGUAAUUAAACAAAGUGGAAUUCCUUAGUUUGUAAUGCUGACAUUCAAAAAAAAAGGGCUUCAAUAUUUCAAACGAUUCAAACUGUUUUAUUUUAAGGAUAUAGUGACUUGCAUAGUAGUAUCAUAGAGUAUGUUUAGGUAGAUAGAUUUAAUGGGAAUUACACUUUCUUAAAGUACAGUUUAAGCGUGUCAAUUUCUAUGUACAUAUUAGAUGAUCAGGCCUUCAUGCUUUAAAUAAAGAAAAAAACUUUUUAAAUACUAUUUAUUAAAAGAAAGUUUAUACUGUGAAGGCUUUGUCGUUAUUAUUUUUUAAAAUUAUUAGAUAGGUCUCGGUCUGUCACCUGAUUAUGUAAGAAGAGGUUUGACACAAGGAUUCUUUAUGUUAUCAACAUAUUUCUUUCUCGUCUCUCAAAUUAAAAAAUCUCUCAAACUUACAUGAUAUUUGUUAUCUGAUCUUUGUUUUCUUUUGUAAAUAUAUAAAAUGUGCAUAUAGAUUAUUAUAACGGAUUUAUAAAAGUGUUUAUAAAUUAAGCCUACAUUCAUCGAUAUUAUCUAGAUUGUGUUAGAAAAAUUAUUUUUAAAAUUUACUCAUGUACAUGUAGUUGAGGCCUCGUUGCAAUGCAGGUUUUACUUGAUCUACAAUCUCGUAUAUAUUUUUUAUUAACUAUUUGCUGAUAAACAGAGUUGUUCUAAUCUAAAAAGCGUUCCAAUGAGGCCGUCAAAUUUUUAUAAUAAAUAUCGAUGUCUCAACUUAAAAUAUUAAAUAAAUUUUAAAGAAAAAAUAAUUAGAUAAAACACACAGACUGUAAAAUCAUUAUAAUUCGUUUUUUGGUUUUUAUUUCACUUUCCUUAAGUAACUUAGCAGCUUUGACUUCUCUUUAAUAUUUUUCGUAAUGUGAUCGUGAAUUAAAGCUUUUUAUAUAAAAUGUAUUGUUUAGUGAUAUUUUUUUACUCUAUUAAACAUGUAUUCCAGAUUUAAAA
Messenger RNA from Sitophilus oryzae (rice weevil), 9155 nucleotides. Its product is annotated as plexin-B. Gene Ontology annotation, molecular function: semaphorin receptor activity; protein binding. The coding region runs from base 337 to 6123 and encodes 1928 amino acids. Gene Ontology annotation, biological process: regulation of cell shape; sensory neuron axon guidance; regulation of GTPase activity. Gene Ontology annotation, cellular component: semaphorin receptor complex. NCBI's taxonomy places the organism in Eukaryota, Metazoa, Arthropoda, Insecta, Coleoptera, Curculionidae. The record is from RefSeq and is a predicted model, not a curated record. The transcript is spliced from 16 exons.